Messenger RNA from Nematolebias whitei (Rio pearlfish), 1528 nucleotides. Its product is annotated as gastrula zinc finger protein XlCGF8.2DB. Lineage: Eukaryota; Metazoa; Chordata; Actinopteri; Cyprinodontiformes; Rivulidae. The transcript is spliced from 2 exons. Gene Ontology annotation, biological process: regulation of DNA-templated transcription. Bases 356 to 1489 code for a protein of 377 amino acids. The record is from RefSeq and is a predicted model, not a curated record. Gene Ontology annotation, molecular function: RNA polymerase II cis-regulatory region sequence-specific DNA binding; DNA-binding transcription factor activity, RNA polymerase II-specific.
GACACGUCUCAGUGUCCAUCAGCCUCAGAGUUCUGUGGUUUCGACCCAAACAGCGGGUGUUCACACAUCUUCUGUGAUUAAAGAGAAACAUCUUUGGGGUACAACUACUGUCCAGCAGGCCCCACUUUCCCACCACAUCAAGGAGGAAGAGGAGGACCUCUGGAUCUGUCAGGAUGAAGAGUAUCUUUACAGACGGGAUGAGACUGAACACUGCAGACUUCCAUUAACUGUUGUGGUGAAAACUGAAGACGAUGAAGUAGAGCCUCAGUCCUCACAGCUUAAAAGGCAAAAAUCUUGUGGCCCCAAAGAAGUAGAACAUCCAACCAGCAGUUCAUUUAAGUGGAUCAAAACGGAAAUGAAUGGAGAGGAUGGUGGACAACUGGAACUAGUCAGAAAAACACAAGCAAAUAUUGAUGAGGAUUCAGACUCUGAGACUGAUGAUGAUGAAGAAGAAGAAGAUGAUGAUGAUUAUGAUGAUGAAGAUUGGCAGGGGACUCUGUCAGAGACUGACAAUAGUUUGGUGAAAAGCCAAGCAGCAGAGUCAGCGGGAUGUAGCUCAGUCAAAAAGCCCUUCAGCUGCUCAGAAUGCGGCAAACAGUUUUUGUACAAACAGUCCCUGAAGAGACACAUGAGACGGAAUACAGAAAAAUCUGCUUCCACCUGUUCAGGUAAUCAGAAGCGUUCUGGAGUGAAACAAAAUUCUGACCCCCAGAAUAAAGUCCACACAGGAAAGAAGAAUUUUAGCUGUAACGUUUGCGGGAAAACAUUUAGAGAUAUGUUCAGUCUUAAGUCUCACAUGAGAGUCCACUCGGAGGAAAAACCAUUCAGCUGUGAGAAUUGUGGUAAAAGCUUUAAGCACGAGCACAACGUAAAGAUUCACAUGAGAAUUCACACUGGAGAGAUGCCAUUCAGCUGCGAUGUUUGUAGUAAAAGAUUCAAGCAUCAGCACAAUCUGAAAACGCACAUGAGAAUCCACACAGGAGAGAAACCUUUUGUUUGUGAUAUUUGUGGUAAAAGAGCAAGGCACCAAAACAAUCUGAAGACGCACAUGAUCGUCCAUGGAGGGGAACAGCCAUUUGGUUGUGAUCUUUGUGGCAAGAGAUUUAAUCGCAAGACAAGUCUUAGGGCACACAUGACAGUCCACACAGGUGAAAAACCAUUCGCCUGUGAGGUUUGUGGUAAAAAUUAUAAGCGGAAGACUCAUCUUAGGACCCACAUGACUGUCCACACAGAGGAAAAGCCAUUUGGCUGCGAGGUUUGCGGUAAAAGAUUCAACCGUAAAACGCACCUUAGUACACACAUGGCAGUUCACACGGGAGAAAAGCCUCACAGCUGUGAUUUUUGUGGCAAGAGGUUCACUCGGAAAACCCAUCUGAAUUCACACAUCACAGUUCAUACAGGGGAGAAACCGUUUGGUUGUGGCGUUUGUGGUCAGGAAUUCACCCAGCAGGGAAGUUUGAACCGACACAUGAGAUUCCACUUAGGAUAAAGGCACUUUUACAGCUUCAGGUGUGGAGAAGAUUAAUAU